Molecule: messenger RNA, 2635 nt
Organism: Capsicum annuum
Lineage: Eukaryota; Viridiplantae; Streptophyta; Magnoliopsida; Solanales; Solanaceae
Product: type IV inositol polyphosphate 5-phosphatase 9
Exons: 7
Coding region: 385-1479 (364 amino acids)
Biological process (GO): phosphatidylinositol dephosphorylation
Molecular function (GO): inositol-polyphosphate 5-phosphatase activity; phosphatidylinositol-3,4,5-trisphosphate 5-phosphatase activity; phosphatidylinositol-4,5-bisphosphate 5-phosphatase activity
Source: RefSeq, a predicted model, not a curated record
AACCGACUAACUAUAUUUUUCCAAUUUCAAUAUCUUGUUUAACAAUUCCUUACUCUUUAUUGGUGUUUUGUAGAGCCCACCAUAGUAUCAUUUACACUCUCAACAUCAAAAGAAAACCUAAUAUCUCUAGAUCUCCCUCCUUUACAAAUCAAAUCUUCACCCUUUCCCUUUAAGUAUAGAUAUACCAACACUUUCCUUUAACUUAUUAGCUUCCAUUACCACUGCCCUCUCUCUCUCUCACUACCUCCCCUCCCCCCAAAACCACAUGCACUUUGCCUACAUGAUGAUGUAAAAAUUCUGGUUUUAUUCUUUAGUUUCCUCUUCUGCCUUCUGUUCAAGGUCAUGUAGUUAAGUUUGGCAGCAAGCAGACUGGAUGAUGAGAAUAUGUUAGCUGACUCUGACACGGCAUCAGCACCCUCAGCUGAGAUACAAAAUUUUAAGUUAUUUGUUAGCUCAUGGAAUGUUGGAGGCAUUGCACCACCCAACGACUUGAACAUGGAGGACUUGAUCGAUACUGAAAACGACUUGGCUGAUAUUUAUGUUUUCGGGUUUCAAGAAAUUGUACCUCUGAGUGCUGGAAGUGUUAUAGUACCAGAGAAUACAACUAUAUGCAUGCAAUGGAAUUCUCUUAUUAGAAAAGCUCUAAACAAGAUAGCUGACAACGACAUCACCCUUCAGAUGACAGAGGAAGAAGAUAUUCUAAAGGUCUACCCACUAAAGAAAGGGAGUUCCUUGAAGUUCACUAUGGAAAAUUCAACACAAUUUGAAUGCAUAAUUAGCAAGCAAAUGGUGGGAAUUUUUAUUACCAUAUGGGUGCGGUCUCCACUCCUUCCAUAUAUCAGCCAUACAAGUGUCUCCUGUGUAGGCUGUGGCAUUUUUGGCUACCUUGGAAACAAGGGUUCAGUUUCGGUUAGAUUUUGGUUGCAUGAAACAAGUUUCUGCUUUGUGUGUAGUCAUUUGGCUUCCGGAGGAAAAGACGGAGACGAGAGACAGAGAAAUGCAGAUGCCUCCCAAAUACUAUCACGCACAAGAUUUCCAUGUGACUCAUUUCAAUAUUUGCCAAGAAAAAUUCUACAGCACGAUAAGGCGAUUUGGCUAGGGGACCUGAAUUAUAGGAUUUACUUACCUGAAGCCACAACACGAUCUUUAGUCAACGACGGGCAGUGGAGCAUCUUACUACAAAAGGAUCAGCUGAAGGCUGAGCUAAGAGAAGGCUGUAUUUUCAACGGUUGGCAAGAGGAAGAAAUUGAGUUUGCACCAACAUAUAAAUAUAAUCCAGAUUCUGAUGAUUAUUAUGGCUGCAGUCAGAAUGGGAAAAGGGGAAAGAAUCGAGCCCCAGCUUGGUGUGAUCGAAUUAUAUGGUUUGGCAAGGGACUGAAGCAAAGCCAGUAUAAUAGAGGUGAAUUCAGAUUGUCAGACCACAGACCAGUAUGGGCAAGUUUCACAGCAGAGGUCAAGGUUCCAUCACCAUUAUAUUAGAGGACUUAAAAAGCCUUGUCGAACAAUUUUGACCACUUGUGAAGCAGUUCUAACUUUCUAAUAAUGGCAAUGGUGACUAUUGUACGGUAAAUAUACUACAACACCAGAAUUAUUCAAACGAAAUCACCAGCAGAGACAAAACUACUAAGUGAUUUCUUCCCAUCUGUACUAGCCUUGGUGAACAAAGUUACAUGGUACUUGUUGUUGGUGGGAGGUCGCAGGUGGAAGGUCUCCGUGGAAUUAGUCGAGGUGUGUGAAAGCUUGCUGAGCCACCACGGUUAUCAAAACAAAUCCCCAGCAGGGAACAAUAACUGGAAAAGGAAACAGUGAAAAAAGAAAUUAAGAACCUAGAAUUUGCGCCCAAAAUGAUGAGGUAAAAUUUGGACACUUACUAAAAUUUAGUGUACAGGUUUCUCUUUUGUUGUAAGGGUAAUGGGGCAGCAAGGGAAUGAUGAAUUUUCUGGCUAAUUUUAUUUUUCUUUUGCAAAUAAGAGAAAAAAGAGAAAGGGGUUGUGGGAAGGUGAGGCAAGCAUAAUUUUGUUGAAUUACCUUUAAGGAAACAUGAAAGCUACAUUGAUCCAGAAAGGGAAGUAUAAGAGAAUAUUCAAAAUACAUACGGCAACAGAAACUAUAAGAUGCAUAGACCGAAAAAAGACACGAAAAGAUGCAUGUAGAUUGUACCUUAAAAAAAAAAAGUUCAAAUGUUUUCGCUAGGACAGAGGGUUUGCAUAGUUGUGCUUCCUGUGCACAAUAGCAGAAAGGGAGAAACUACUGAUAGUUGUCUUAUGGUUAGCUGUCCUAUGGUUGUAAACAACAAAGACGUUCAUAAGAUGCACACAACCCUACCACAACUAGCACCAGUUACCAUGCAGGGAGGCAGUUCAUGUAGAAAGACAACCAACAUUCAGAUUAAUCAAAGUUCAGGUCAUGUAUUAAGCAACAUGUUUAAUAUGAAUAUAAAUGCAAACAGAACAUCACUAAGUAGCAUCUGUCCAACUGAACAAACUUCUGGCAAAAGAAGGCUGCAGAGAUACAAUAUUAUGCCUAUAUCUUUCACAUCAUUUGGUUGGGAAGAGUUAUUUUCGGAUAAUUAAUCCCAGAAUUAGUUAUCCUACCAUGAAUAUGUUGGGUUUAAUUGGUGUGAAUGGAAAAUGGA